AUGAUUUUUCCAUUUUUUGCGAUAUUAGUUUUAAUAUUCAUAAUUGUGAUUUUAUUUGAAACUCAGAAUUAUCCUAUUAUAUCCAAAACUGACCCUUCUCUUCGGAUAGCAAUUGUUAUGGUUUUCUCCAAAAACACUAAUUUGAAAAAUUAUGAAAUUGCACUGCAAACUAUCAAAUGCUAUUGUAAAAUUCACAACUAUACCUUUGUUCAGCUUUUGGAUACAGACUUCAAUUGUCCACAUAAGGAUAAGUUCUUCCGACGCCAUUGUACAGUCGCAAAAGUUUUGCCGUCUUAUGAUGCCGUUCUUUUUUUAGACGCCGAUAUUGGUGUGGUGAAUCCAAAGCGGAAAAUCGAGGAAUUUUUAGAAGAAGGGGUCGACGUAACAUUUGUCAAUAGGUUUUACAAUUGGGAGAUUUCAGCUGGAUUUUAUUUAGCAAGAAAUACACAAUACGCAGUGGAUUUGUUGAAUGGAUUUGCCAACUACGAAUUCAAACUUCCUUUUAGCUUCCAUGGAACUGACAAUGGAGCCCUUCACAUGUACCUAGCUGAGCACCUUUUCCCCGACGCGUCCGCCGAGUCCAAUAUCUGCAAGAAAGCUUACAGCGAAUCGAAAAGCUAUCGGGACCUUUUCACGUUUGAAGCCUGCAUAAAGUCAUUAUUUGGAGUUGGAACUCGUUUUGGGAAAGUUCGAAUUAUGAAAAAAGUAGUUUAUUUGUUCAUUUUUUGUUUUAAAAAUACGCAAUUUCGGGGAACCGGAUGGGCUCGAGACGGAUGGCUCACCUCAAUGAUGUGGCACCCGGACCUAGAUUUUAUGAUUCAUGGAUGGAAAACUAAUCAGCUACGGAAAACUCCAAAUAUGACAAUGAGACCGGUCCAAAUGGGACGAAGUCAGUGGUACAACCCGUUGGCUGGCCCGACUGAUCUGGAAAAAUGUGGGCCACACAACUCUACAUGGUCGUAUGAUCCACGGAUGUUGGGGAACAAGGACAGAAUUGUAGACAGUCUGAGAGCAUUCGAACAGAAAAUUGCAUUGGCUCAAGUUAGAUCAUACUCGAGACUGGAAUGGUUAUUAUCACAUUGA
Molecule: messenger RNA, 1083 nt
Organism: Caenorhabditis elegans
Lineage: Eukaryota; Metazoa; Nematoda; Chromadorea; Rhabditida; Rhabditidae
Gene: T26E4.7
Product: Nucleotide-diphospho-sugar transferase domain-containing protein
Exons: 7
Coding region: 1-1083 (360 amino acids)
Source: RefSeq, marked reviewed